CGAAUUGGGGCCGUUGGCAGUUUGGUCCCGAGAGAGAAACACAAAAGCUUCGUCAAAUGACUGGCAAUAAAUGCAAGAUCGAAGCAUCCAUAGCCGAGGCAGUCCUGAACGUGGAGGUGGCAAACUUCACCACUAAGCACUAUGAUCCCAACAUUCCCACAAAGCACAACCCGGUCCUCCGUUACAAUGCCGCCAACAAUGAAGAAGUACCCAAGCUUAGCAUCUUCGUGGGGCUUGGUGGCAAGUCAAGUGGCUCGAAGCCGUACAGAACGGACCUACCUGAGCGGACCUUGAUCCACUCGUAUGUCUUAAACACCAUGGUCGAAGUGAAGCCGUACAUCGAGAAAUUCAAGGCUAUACAUUGGAAGAAUACCCACAGGGAGCCUACCCCGGAAGAAUCCAAGCAAAUUUUCGAUAAGGGAGGCGGUUUCGGUUUCAGUAGCUGGUUUUGUAAUUUGGCAAGAACUGACAAAGAGAUGAAGUCAGAGCUAAGAAAAAUUGCUAGGGGCUUUGACCAUUCCGUAGAAGCGUUCAACUCCUAUGACGUGAACGGGUAUCGCUUCCAGACCCAUCAAUACACAACAAGCCGGCCCAACGCGAAGACAAUAAAUAGCGGGGUGGUAUGUCAAGGUGAUGAUGGGCUCCAUUACUAUGGAAGAGUCGAGGGUAUAUACGAGCUGAAUUACGGGUUUCACAAAGGGCUAAAUCCCGUCGUCUUCAAAUGCCAUUGGUUUGACCCACGUCGGGUGAGACGGGAUCCUGAAAUUGGGUUGGUCGAAGUUGAAAGGAACUCCGUUUAUAAGGGAGAGGAUGUGUACAUCUUGGCAACCCAGGCCUUUCAAGUAUUCUAUCUCCCGUACGCGUGCAGAAACCCGACAAAACGUCUACAUGGAUGGGAUGUUGUGAUGACGGUGCCUUCACGCAAUAGGCCGCCCCCGCCAAACAAGGAUGAUUACCGCCGCGUAGACCCCGCAGCAACGAGUGUCGAGUUUUAUCAGGAAGAAGGGCUCCCCGGCCAUUUCACAAUCGGCUUGCCGACUAUCGAUGACAUGGUCGUAGACGAUGAACAAGAAGACGCGGGCAUGGAUGGAGACAAUGCAGAAGAUGAAGCUGAGGAUGUCUGUGCCCCGGAAGACCUGAGUUUGCUCGAGGCGUUCAAAGCAGGGAUUGACCUCGAUGCAGAUGGACCACCUCCAGGUUUCAUUGAUGAUUAUUGGUUCGCCGAGCCUGAUGACGAUGAGGAGACACGCGGUCCAAUCACGGAUGGCGACACAGGCUACUGAUCUAUGUAGUAGUAAUUGUGAGGCUAGCCUAUUUGUAAUAACUCCGUGUAAUAGAGAUUGUCUAGCUAGGUUAUUUGUAAGAACUCCGUGCUAUGUUUGAGAGAACUCUAUGGUAGCUAUUUGUUGCUUCCACUAAUUAAUGUUCAUCCUUUUGCAUUAUUUGUUGCUUUCAUUAAUGUUCAUCUACUUAUAUUUCUGUUGCUUUCACUAAUAUUUAUCUCUUUGCAAUAUUGCGUACUAAUAAACCACUCU
Lolium perenne is the source of this 1535-nucleotide messenger RNA. NCBI's taxonomy places the organism in Eukaryota, Viridiplantae, Streptophyta, Magnoliopsida, Poales, Poaceae. The record is from RefSeq and is a predicted model, not a curated record.